UCCAUGACAGAAAAUCAGUCAACUACCCUAGCUGUGAAGCCACACGGCACGCCCAUUUCUAACGAAAAUGGCAGCGCUUCUUCCUGUGCUGCUCGCCCACCUGCUCCUCCUCUGCGCCCAUGGCGCCACUGCCUCCGCGGCCGCGACGCCGCCGCCCCUACCGAUCCUGCCGGUCCCGUCCUUCGCGCAGCUCCGGUGGCAGCUCUCGGAGAUGGCGCUCUUCCUCCACUUCGGGCCCAACACCUUCACGGACUCCGAGUGGGGCACCGGCCACGCCGACCCCUCCAUGUUCGCGCCCUCGGCGCUCGACGCGGGCCAGUGGGCGCGCGUCGCGGCGCGGGGCGGGUUCGGCCGCGUCGUGCUCACGGCCAAGCACCACGACGGCUUCUGCCUCUGGCCGUCGGCGCUGACCAAUUACUCGGUGGCCGCCUCGCCGUGGCGGGGCGGGGCCGGGGACGUCGUCGCCGAGCUCGCCGCCGCCGCGCGCACGGAGGGGGUCGGGCUGGGGCUGUACCUCUCGCCGUGGGACCGCCAUGAGCCGGUGUACGGGGACACCAUCGCGUACAAUGAGCACUACAUGGGCCAGAUGACAGAACUGCUUACCAGGUAUGGAGAUGUCCAGGAAGUUUGGCUUGAUGGUGCAAAGGGCGACGCGAAGAAGAUGGAUUACAUGUUUGAUGCCUGGUUUGCACUUAUACAUCAGCUACAACAAAGGGUAGUUAUCUUCUCAGAUGCUGGGCCAGACACUAGAUGGGUGGGAGAUGAGGCUGGGGUCGCAGGUUAUACUUGCUGGUCUCUCUUCAACAAGAGCUCCGUGACGAUUGGGCACACCACUGACGAAUACCAACGCAGUGGGGAUCCUUUUGGGCAAGACUGGGUUCCUGCAGAAUGUGAUGUCUCCAUCAGGCCAGGUUGGUUCUGGCAUGCCUCAGAGAAACCAAAAAAUGCAACAACUCUGCUUGACAUAUACUACAAAUCAGUUGGUAGAAACUGUCUCCUCAUUUUGAAUGUCCCUCCCAAUUCAUCUGGCCUCAUUUCUGAUGAAGACAUGCAAGUCCUUCAGGAAUUCACUGAGAUUCGGCAUACAAUUUUCUCUCAGAACUUUGCUGCCAAUGCCACUGUCACAGCAAACAGUGUUCGUGGUGGGCAGGAUAAUCUGCAGUUUGCACCGUCCAAUGUGCUCGAAGACAGCAUAUACUCCUAUUGGGCUCCGCAGGAAGGGCAAACCAGCUGGGAAAUGCUCUUCGACCUUGGGCAAUCUGCUUCCUUCAAUGUGCUCCAGCUCCAGGAGCCUAUACAGCUGGGACAGCGUGUUAUCGAGUUUCAUGUGGAUAUCCUUAUAGAUGAACUGUGGCAAACAAUUGUUGAAGCCACGACAAUUGGGUACAAGCGGCUGCAGAAAUUCCCAGUUACUGAAUCUCAAUACCUGAAGCUAUCUAUCAUUAGUGCACGAGCAGAUCCACUGAUCUCAUUCUUCGGUGUCUUCAUGGAUUCUUUUUCAGACAGUUAUAACUUAGAGAAUCGCGACAAGAGAGCAAAUAGCAGUGAAGUUAUAAUCUUGACGACAGGCAAUGCAGCUGGCAACAGGAGUACUGCUGCCAUGUGGCGCGAGACCUACAACUCCUGGCUCGCCAAGGAGCCCUUCGCGACGCUCAUCCCUCCCCACUGCGAGCACCUCCUGAACGCCGCCUACUCCUUCCUCGUCUCCCACAGCUAUGUUAACUUCGGUGUCGCGCCGUCCAUCAAGGAGCGCAUCCCCAAGGAGCCCACGAGGCCUACCACCGUCGUCGUCAUUGGCGCGGGCCUUGCUGGGCUCGCCGCGGCACGGCAGCUGGUGGCGUUCGGGUUUAAGGUUAUAGUCUUGGAGGGCCGCAAGCGCUGCGGUGGCCGCGUGUACACAAAGAAGAUGGAAGGCAGUGGGCGGUCAGCUGCUGGUGAUCUUGGUGGCAGCGUGCUUACUGGGACGUUAGGCAACCCGCUGGGAAUUGUGGCGAAGCAGCUCGGCUUGCCAAUGCACAAGAUUAGAGACAAGUGCCCACUCUACCGUCCGGAUGGAUCACCAGUUGACCCAGAGGUGGAUAAGAAAGUAGAGAUUACAUUUAACAAGCUUCUUGAUAAGUCAAGCAACCUGCGAUCAUCCAUGGGGGAGGUGGCAGUGGAUGUUUCACUUGGGGCUGCUCUCGAGACAUUACGCCAGACAGAUGGAGGCAUAUCCACACAGGAGGAAAAGAACUUGUUCAAUUGGCAUCUAGCAAAUCUCGAGUAUGCCAAUGCGGGAUUGUUGUCGAGGUUGAGCCUUGCGUUCUGGGACCAGGAUGAUCCAUAUGACAUGGGUGGGGAUCACUGCUUCUUGCCUGGUGGCAAUGGGAGACUUGUGCAAGCCCUGGCAGAGAAUGUGCCGAUUGUUUAUGAGAGGACGGUGCACACUGUACGAUAUGGAGGGGAUGGGGUGCAGGUGGUUGUCAAUGGAGGGCAGGUGUAUGAAGGGGACAUGGCACUGUGCACAGUUCCACUUGGAGUUCUGAAAAAUGGAGGCAUCAAGUUUGUACCUGAGUUGCCACAGAGGAAGCUUGAUAGUAUUAAGAGGCUUGGAUUUGGGCUAUUGAACAAGGUAGCCAUGCUGUUUCCGCAUGUUUUCUGGAGCACUGACCUUGAUACAUUUGGGCAUCUGGUUGAAGAUCCAAGGCGACGUGGGGAGUUCUUUCUGUUCUAUAGCUAUGCGACAGUGGCUGGUGGCCCAUUGUUGAUGGCCUUGGUUGCUGGUGAAGCUGCUCACAAUUUUGAAACCACACCGCCAACUGAUGCUGUCAGCUCAGUUCUUCAGAUACUAAGAGGUAUCUAUGAACCACAAGGGAUUGAGGUUCCAGAUCCUCUACAGAGUGUUUGCACUAGAUGGGGCACUGACUCCUUCAGUCUAGGUUCAUAUUCUCAUGUUGCUGUCGGAGCAUCUGGAGAUGACUAUGACAUAUUAGCCGAAAGUGUUGGUGAUGGGCGUCUUUUCUUUGCUGGCGAGGCUACCACGAGACGUUACCCAGCAACAAUGCAUGGUGCUUUUAUCAGUGGUUUGCGGGAGGCUGCUAACAUCACACUCCAUGCCAAUGCCCGAGUAGCAAAGACUAAAGUGGAUAGAAGCUCGUCAACAAACACACAGGCUUGUGCUACUAUACUAACGGACUUGUUUAGGCAACCAGAUUUGGAGUUUGGGAGCUUCUCUGUUAUUUUCGGAGGAAAAGCUUCUGACCCAAAAUCCCCAGCUAUUCUAAAGGUGGAAUUAGGUGGCCAGCGAAAGAAGAAUGCAACUGAAGGUGCAAAGACAGAACAGAACCACUCAAACAAAUUGUUGUUCCAGCAGCUCCAGUCACAUUUUAACCAGCAACAGCAACUUUAUGUUUACACAUUGCUAUCACGACAGCAAGCUAUGGAGUUAAGAGAAGUUAGAGGAGGUGAUGACAUGAGGUUGCAUUACCUCUGUGAAAAAAUUGGGGUGAAAUUAGUUGGCAGGAAAGGCCUUGGUCCUGGGGCAGAUGCAGUGAUUGCAUCCAUUAAGGCGGAACGUAACAGGAGUCGAGCUAAACCUGGCCCCUCAAAGCUGAAGAAAUCAAUGAAGCCUAAUGUUGUUGCGUCAUGAUCACUGACUGCUGAUUUCUUGUGGGGCCUGACUGCCUAUAGUUGAUAACUUGAUAUCUACCAGGCAACGAAUGUGUUCAUUUGGAUGGAGCAUCCGCUCCUGCUGAAUUUGUCUCAAGCCAACUUGCAUAGAAUAUUUGGCAAUUGCUUUAGGUUAAAGUUAUUUUGAAUGAGACCUCCUAGAUUCCAGUGAUUUUCCUUUUUUUUUUCAGAGAGGCUGUUGUGAUGUUGCAUCUGAAAUCUGGGGAUUCUGCAAAGCUUAUUUGCUUGUGGUGCAACCUCUAAUUCUUGAAGAAGCUUGUAUGUGGAUGUCCUUUUGUAAUCUCAAAUUGGAAGAGCAAUGUAGAUGGUGCACAUGGUUUUUAGAAAAAUGGAUGAGAAAUGUGACUCUUCUUGGAAUUUUUGCCCCUAUAUUUUUCUCCAUGCUCAAAUGAGAUACCAUGGAAACAAUUAGUUGAGGCCGUUUCUUCCUUGUA
This is a messenger RNA of Panicum hallii, 4103 nucleotides long. Its product is annotated as lysine-specific histone demethylase 1 homolog 3. Lineage: Eukaryota; Viridiplantae; Streptophyta; Magnoliopsida; Poales; Poaceae. The coding region runs from base 68 to 3628 and encodes 1186 amino acids. Gene Ontology annotation, biological process: fucose metabolic process; glycoside catabolic process. The record is from RefSeq and is a predicted model, not a curated record. Gene Ontology annotation, molecular function: oxidoreductase activity; alpha-L-fucosidase activity; protein binding. Gene Ontology annotation, cellular component: lysosome. The transcript has 5 exons.